Messenger RNA from Acanthoscelides obtectus, 4757 nucleotides. Lineage: Eukaryota; Metazoa; Arthropoda; Insecta; Coleoptera; Chrysomelidae. The record is from the annotation of a GenBank genome assembly.
AGGAUCAAGCUGUGACGUAGUGAUAAGCAGUGAUAGCAGUAAAAAUGGUACAGUGAUGAGUCCAUCGUACCCUUCACCUUACCCCCCAAAGACGACGUGUCGGUACGAGUUCCAGGGCAGGGGGAAGGAGCGGGUUCAAAUCGUCUUUCAGGACUUUAACUUGUACCAUCCGAUGCCUAAUGACCCUAAGGACUGUGAAAAUGCAGACUCCCUUGACGCAUUUGUCCACAUCGAUGGCCGCAUGGAAAAGAUCGAGUCGUUUUGUGGUGCGGUGCUACCUAAGCCAGUGAUGUCGAAUGGACCCCGAUUGAUGUUGGAGUUCCAGAGCCAGCUUGCCUCCAGAUACUCCAGGGGGUUCAAGGCCACCUACAGUUUCACAGAAAAUUUUGGAAUAAACACCGGAACUCAAUUGCCGGACUACCCUUGUGCCUUUGUAUUUAAUAGUAACGAAUCCAGAAAUGGAUAUUUUCACAGUCCGAAUUACCCAGGUUUCUACCCGAGGGACACUGAGUGUCACUACUUUUUCCAUGGUAACAUCAAGGAGAAGGUCCACCUGCACUUUCACUUCUUCGACGUGGAAGGAGUACUACCGUGUGAAGCAACAUCAGCUAGCGACUACGUGGAGUUUUCCAACUUCAUGGCGCGCGACAGGAAGUACAGUAGGCAUUGCGGCCAAUUGAAAGAGUUUGACAUAGAGUCAGACAGAAAAUUCUUCCGGGUGACAUUUCGGUCUAACGACAGGCUGGAUGGUACUGGAUUCAAUGCAUCCUACCACUUUCUGGAUGAAGUGGAAGUUUAUACGGGCAAGCCGGUUGGAACUAGCACCAGCGAAUCAUAUCGACGAAAUGGCAUGGAUGUUCUACACUUAGUUCUCAUCCUGUUGACAGUCCACCUGGCUCUACCGUCGCACUAGAAAAUUUUAAAGCAAUAUAAACUAACAGGGACACAAAUCACAAUGUCUAGGUUUAAAGGUUUUUGUAACAUUGUUAUAUGAAUAAGAUGAAGACUGCACCAUCUGAACAAUUUGUUGAUGACGAAAUUUUAAUACGCCAAGUCAUCGUGUUUUAGUUGUUGCAUAUGGUCACACAUAUGAUUAAUUGAAGUGAAUAAGUUCUACGUAAUAAACAAAGAAUUUGAAUAGAUUAGAAGGAGCCAAGCCUAUAUGUUUACUCUGGAUUGUUCGUAAAAUUGCGUAGUAUUAGUGAGAAUACCUUUGACUAAUUUGUCUACCAGUGCCUACCAAGGUGACAGCAUUGUCUCAAAAUAAUACUACUUAUCGGUGGAAACAUCUACCUUUAUUAGAAUUGCGCCGCUCUUUACACAUUAUGUAAAAAGUACCAUGUCUUGAAAUCGUCUAACACCAUAAUUAUCUGCAAAAACUUGUACGUUUUUAAAAACAGCACUAAAUAUACGAGUUUAAUGAUAGAACUGUAAAAAAAUUUACUUAUGUCAAGUGCUCAAGAUCUUCCCUACAGACCACGAGAACUAGAUGACAAACAAAUCAUUGACGGGCUCCUUCUACCUUGUCUGAAUUCGGUGGUUAUAAAAGUCGUCUAAAUGUAGGCUUUUAUUAAAAAAAUGCAUGCUCAAAAUGUUGCGCGUCAUGCGCUAGAAAGGAGGAUCGUUCAUAAAAUGUAAAAAUUGAUCAGCGCAGGGAGCUUAAGCAGUCAGAAAUUUCAGGGAAUUAGAUUCGAUUUUGGGGCGUUUGGUGGUCGCCCGAGUCAGGUCCCUGAGCUCGUGUCCCUUGUGCACAUAGAGUGAAGACGGGGCAUUAUUUUUGAGCUCACUGAAUUCGAGCUCGACGACGCUUUUUCUUUAUAAAGUCCCUUCAGAAUCAUCCAACCACGCGUCAUAAAGUUUUUUGGGAUGCUCUUGAAGCAGCCUUGGGAUAAGCCUCAAGUAGCCCCCUAGAAACAAAGCGACUUACUCCUGGUUGCACCGCCUUGCUAAUGUUGACUUUAAGCUAAGCUGAUGCUUGAGUUUAAUAUUUUUGUUACAUUAUGUACACAGCUUGAAUCAAACUGUAAAAGACAGAUGAGCGAAGACGAAGUGUUCCCCUUAUUAAGGUGGACUUUCUAACUUAAUGUGAUUUGAAACUAGACACUCGAGGGAAAUGGGUUUCGGCAAACUUUUUCCGGAACCACAGAGAAUGUUUCUUGUUUCAUUGUGUCUAAAAGUGCCAAUGAGCAUAAUACUCGAGAGGUUUACCUUCAAGAUUAAUCGAUCCCCAAACAUGUACAUUUUUAUCGCAGAAAACUAAUAUGUCGUAAGGUAGGUAUCUAGAAUACAAUAUAUGCUUUAUGUGCAUUUCAGAUGCUAUCCAUAAAUUGAUGUUUACCUCUAGAUGAAGAUACACUUCCCAGCUUUCCUCACCUCACAUUGACAUAUCUAGGACGACUUACUGCUGGCAGUGGCCAAUUUGGCUUAAGCAACAAAUAUGUUGUUAACCCUGCUAAUUUUUUUACAAAGGCGACCUAAUCAAGCCCCCAUUUUUGACUUAUCUGAUUAGCAGUUACGUACCAGAAUGGAACAAACAGUAUGUUCUCCGAGAGCACUUCGCGUGUUUGUUAUUACGAUGUCUUAAUUCUCAGUCACUUUUAUCGAUCAAAACUUUGUUUUCGGAUACAAACCUAAUACUCUCCAAUCAAGUUAUAUAAGUAUAAAUGCGAUGAUUUAAUCUUGCCAAGAGAAUGACAAUGCAUUGCCAACUAGCAUGCCUUGAUGAAGGUGCACUUACUAAUUUCCUCAUCUCACACUGGCAUAUUUAGAUGACAUCACUGCUAGCAUUUACCAAUUAAGGUUAAGCAGUACAUGUUCUGGACAAGAUCAAGAAUAUAUUCGCGCUUCUCCUGAAGCACCAAACAUCAAUUAUAGAUAGCCUAUGUAACAGAUAAGGCAGUUAAUGAAGAUAAAAGUUCAAUCUUAAGCGACCAUUGAUUGCACAUAUAAUACCAAGGCCUGGGUAAUGGGAUGCUCUUCUCACGUAGCCUCAGUGUUAUGGUAUCUGAGAUGCUCGUCACCAUCAGAAUGUUGCUUAACGUACCAUGUUCCUUGUGGACUAUAUCGAAAACAACUGGUUGAGUUAAGAAGUAAAUAUAUACUUCUUAACUCAUCCGCUCGACUAUCUACUUCCAUUUUUUCUUUGACACAGUAAUGACUUGCAUGUCAAAGACGUUACAUACUCUGGACACCCACCCCACUAAAAUUUAUCUGCGCCAAAAAUGGUAAUCUUUGAGACUUGGAAAAUCUUGAUACUAUUGGUCAGCAAGAAGAGAGGAACGUAUUCCUUGGUUUUGGAGAAUUGCCGCCAAAUCCCAUUCCUAGUAAGGAAUGUGCCUCAUCAUCCUUACUGUUUGUAAAAAUUCAGUCGUUUUGAAUACGGAUAUAGAAAUUACAGAAAUUGGUGAAGAUGGUGAAAAAAUCAUUGUGAUCUCCUCAACAAAUCUGUAAUCUAACGGAAUAUUUUGAGUUGUGAUAACAGGUCAUUUUCCCAAAUAUUCUGCAUCAUCCAAAUAAUGAUGGUAAUUGCUUUUUCAAUUACAGGGCAAAAAAUUUGACAAUUUGUGAUAGACAUACAGUUAAGCCAACCAACCAAUUUUUGUAGCAUACAUUAUUUCCCUCAAAUGGUACUUAAGAUACAGUGUUGUCAGAUUCAACUACAUCUAAGCUAUUACCAAAUCCGAAUGGUUUAAUAGAAAUCCAAUUUGCGAUCGACCUCAACACAAGGAUCACCUUUGGGUAAGCGGUAGAUUCGAGCAAGACGGUGCAACCAGGUACUAGCGACGCCAAAAACCUAGGUGAUGAAUAUGUACUCGACUUUUCGAAAGUUUUACCUUCGGGCUCAGAUUGGGCGGCUACAGAAUGUCCUGGGCACAUUAGAGGCAUAUUAAUCUUAAAAUUCAUUACCUAAGACGUAAUUUCUUCUGUUUUGGUUAUAACUAGAACAGGCAAACCGUUUAGACCAUAUUCCCAUGUUAGAAUGGAACCGAUCUGUAAUAUGUUGCGGAACAGGUGCCAGGGGAUAAAACUGCGUCAAGAUUGCGAAGCGUGACAUAUGUCGCAACAUAUGCAGCAACUUGUUAGGGAAAUAUAUGUAUGUAUUAUUUCAAUAGAAAAACUUGAUAAGUUGUCCAUUUGCUUUUUACCAUCUGUACUAUUUGUUGUUUAAAAUUUGAUGAGAAUGUAGAUGAUUCAAAUGUUAUACUUCGAGUUUUAGCUGUUUCAGUCUCUCAUCACUUUAUCUGAUGGCAUACAAAGAUAAAAUCGUAACUCAAAAACCCUGCAGAUAAUAGACGUAUGAUAUAACAUUUGCUGUUAGCUUUCAUUUUUCAUGAAGAUCGUGUUGCUAUAUAUUUAAGUAUAUUUUAUUAUAUGAUUUAUACAUAUCUUAGCAUAAUACAGACCUGAAAUGUGUAUUGUCCAACGUUCGUGCUGUUUCGAACAUGGAUUUACUAUAAUAGCUUUGCAAUUUUUAAUGAAUAUUAAUAUAGCAGGAUUAUUUGCCACAGCAUGUUUUUCAAUAGACUGAAAGUCAAUUCAACAUAAAAGUAACAGCCAGGUUUUAAUCGAAAUUUUCUACGGUUUUAUACGUUACCUACUGUACAACCAAAAGUAAAAAAUUAUAUAGUUUCAGUAGACUGUUCUAUUACUAAUCAUAGUCAUAAAUAACAGUUGUCUAAAUAACUAAAAGGGCCCAUUGUAAAUAAUAGAUUAGUGCACAUAUGUACUAAGAAAGACGAAAUUCAAUAAAAACUGUU